CCCCCACCCACACUUCUAUACUAUACUGUAUAUCACCAGCAGUGUAUAACCUCAAUUCAAACCAUUAACCUUUCCCCAUUCCAUACUUCCCCAUUAGUCAACAUGUCCCUGCUCCGCCUCACCAAAUCCUUCUCCUCCCCCUCCCCUCUGCUUCACCGCUACCUCCCCCACCGCACCCUAGCCACUGCACCCCCCAAGAAGAAAGAAUGGCUCUGCAUCCUCCCCGACAAGCCCAACGUCCUCGACCUCCGCCUGCAAGUCCGGCCAAUGCACUACGCGGAACUCAAACCCCUCAUCGAGGCAGGAAAGAUGGUCGUCGGCGGCGCGAUGGUCGACUCCCACCCGGAGGAGGGCAAGCCCCUCUCCUUCAAGGGCAGCAUGAUCGUGGUGACUGGGGAGACGGUGGAGGAGGUGCAUGAGCUGAUCAACAACGAUAUUUACGCUAAGAGUGGCGUGUGGGACUUGGAGAAGGCGCAGGUUAUUCCCUAUAUUUCGGCGGUUCGGGAGCCGUUGAAUAAGGAGUAGGGCGCGGUUGAUAUGGGGCAGUGAUUUGAGGUGAUUGUCAUUGGUGUAAGGGUAAGGAUCGUUUUGAGCGAUGGGUUUGGAGAUUCCUCCAUGUGAGGAGCAUGAAAAUGCGUCACAUGAAUUGUGGAGAAUUAGGAGGUCGAAUUUCUCAGAUGGUGUUUGGGUUCUAAAUUUGUCUGCUGGAUCAGGGACGGUGCAGAUGUUACGCAGUCAUAUCCCCUUGCACGCUAUACUUAGAUAGGACCUCAUCAGAUCACGUAAUGAACUUAUGUCCCACAGACGUCGG
This is a messenger RNA of Aspergillus aculeatus ATCC 16872, 811 nucleotides long. RefSeq names its product YciI family protein. Lineage: Eukaryota; Fungi; Ascomycota; Eurotiomycetes; Eurotiales; Aspergillaceae. Bases 103 to 525 code for a protein of 140 amino acids. The record is from RefSeq and is a predicted model, not a curated record. The transcript is spliced from 4 exons.